UACACAGAGCCAAGAGACACACUGUCUUUACAGCACACCACUAGGAAGUGCUCACACUAAUGGCGUCUUCACAACACGUCGGACGGAGCAGCUGAUUCUUAUAUCUGCCUGCAAAACUACAUGAAGACGUAAGCUCUGCAGCAGGCAUCAUGACCACAGCUAGGUACCGACCCACCUGGGAUUUGGCCCUGGACCCGCUAGUGUCCUGUAAACUGUGCCUGGGAGAGUUUCCCUUGGAGCAAAUGACCACCAUCACCCAGUGUCAAUGCGUCUUCUGCACCCUGUGUCUGAAGCAGUAUGUGGAAAUUCUAAUCAAAGAGGGCUUUGAAACUGCGAUCAGCUGUCCAGACUCUGCAUGCCCAAAACGAGGACAUUUACAAGAAAAUGAGAUUGAAUGCAUGGUAGCCACAGAGAUAAUGCAGAGAUACAGGAAGCUGCAGUUUGAGAAGGAGGUGUUGAUGGACCCGCACCGGACCUGGUGCCCGUCCUCCAUGUGCCAGGCUGUGUGCCAGCUGAAAGAGUCUGACACAGUGCUUCCACGGUUGGUGCGCUGCAGCAUUUGCACACAUGAGUUCUGUUCCGCCUGCAAGGCCAGCUGGCACCCGGAGCAAGACUGCCAGGAGAACAUUCCCAUCACCUCCUUUCUACCUGGAGAAAGCAGUUCUUUCUUUAAGGCUGAUGAUGAUGAUGCCCCAAUCAAACGUUGUCCUAAAUGUAAAGUCUACAUAGAGAGAGACGAGGGCUGUGCCCAGAUGAUGUGUAAGAACUGCAAGCACGCUUUCUGCUGGUACUGCCUGGAGUCCUUGGAUGACGACUUCCUCCUGAUCCAUUAUGACAAAGGACCCUGCCGCAACAAAUUAGGCCACUCCAGAGCCUCUGUGAUCUGGCACAGAACGCAGGUUGUUGGAAUCUUUGCUGGUUUCGGACUGCUUUUACUCGUAGCUUCACCGUUCUUGCUGCUAGCCACGCCAUUCGUGCUGUGCUGUAAGUGCAAAUGCAGUAAAGGCGAUGAUGACCCUUUACCCACCUAACAGCCCGUCACAAGGAGUCACUAUAGGAGGAAAUCCGGUCAUUCCCUUUAAAUCGUUUUUCUUUUCCUCCUCUACCUUUUGAGCUUUCAUCAACCGGUGGGACUUGCGCAUUUGAAGCCACAAUGUGAGUCAUCUCACAUCACGGUUACUGUCACUGCUAGCUAAUGUAGGCUACAUCUAGGCAGGCCCUGGCGAGAUUACAGGAGACCUUGUGAGCCUGUUGCUUGCUUGGGUGGAGGACUUGAGAAGGUGGGGUUACUCAUUGUCCCUCCCCUUUCAUGGUUACAUAGGCGAUGUUACUAAAAGAGCACAGCGCUGUUUAAUCUAAGCGCUCUUCUGUUUUGCAUAUGCUUUCCAUAUGUGGCUCUUCUGGAGGGUUCUGUUUAAGCAGAAAACUUAUUCAGUCUGUUCAUCUGACGGUCUCUGUGUGCAGUCACACGGCUCACUCUUUGCCAUUUAUGUUCACUUUAAAUGCUUCAGAGUGAGUGCAUUUCAUUUUUUGUAUAAAUGCACAGCAAGAAUACUAAUUCAAAUGUUUAUUCAAAGCUAAAUUUUACAUUCAAGACUUUGUUUAAUGGCACGUCUUAUUUGUUGAGGUCUUUCAAACUAACGCCACAGACAAACCUAAAUUGAUAUGGCAGAUUAUGGGUGCUGAUGUCAUUAAGGGUUGCACAGAUUAUUAUUUUUUAUUUUGCCAAUGAAAUUUCUCCCUGUACACUUAAGAAAAAAAUAUUUUGCUUUGAGACAUAGUCACUGAUCUCCAUGGAUUUAAAGUGUUAAUUUGAGGCCAAAGCAGGACUGUUCUGUGAGUUUAAAAUGCCAAACAUUGAAAUCACUGAGUGUAAGAAGUUGCUCAAACCCUUAACUUAAUCCGAACAUGAGAUACAAGAUUCUAUUUCUUGGUCUAAAAUUGAAGAUAAACUGUUAGUCCCUUUUCUACAGUAAAAGUGUAUCAUCACUGUUAAUUAUAUGGGGAUUUACUCAAUGGUAUAUCUUGUGUUUUUUGUCACAUAGUUUGUAGAUACAGUUUGUAUCCCUUGCAACAACAAGAACAAUUUUGAAACGGUCAAUGUAAUUCUGGCAGGGAUUAUACACUUUUUUUUUCAAGAUUGUUUGGCUUAAACAUAUUUACAAGUCCAACACUUUGUCUAUGCAAGUUCAUACAACUUGAAGAUAAAAAAAUGAUGUGGCGUCUGUUGUCUUGAAUUGAAUGUUUGCUAGUUUGUUGUUCAAAAAGCCAUUGUGGUAAUGUUGAGAAUUGACAAAUAGUUUUAAAAUGAUUUCUUUCCUUAAGUGGACUGAUUUUAAACUUGAGUUGUGAUGCUAUUUUGAAUGUUAACAUCUUGCUUGCACUUCUUGAAAUAGCAAGUGCUUUCUAAAAAGCUAUUGUGCCAUUGGUCACAUGUUACUCAGAAAUAUUCAAAUCAGAGCAUCUACACCUGCCAUAUGUGUAGCUGGAUAAAAUGUAGCUCAUUAUAUUUCUUCAGAAUUUUCUCUGAUUCCCUCAUCUGGCAUUUUUUGUGUGCCAUAUUAGAGGUUGACAAAUUGAGAUGACAAAGUGAUUGUCUUUUGUUUGCAAAAAAAAGAUUUGUGUUGCCCCCCUGAAAUUCACAAUAUUGAUGAAGUUGAUUACUAGUAUGUAAAUAUAUUAUGGUGGUCACCUGAAUCCUUUGGUAGCAACCUGAGUUAUGUUUUAUAGCCUUAAAUUUUGGAGUACCUCACUUUUUUCUUCUGUAGCUGACAUAAGGUUUGUUUGUUUUUUUGGUUGUUUUUUGUUUUUCAUUUUAAUUGUGUAUGGAUUUAUCCUCAGGUCCUCCUAGAUGAAUAAUGUUGGCACUUUUCAACUUUUGUGAUGUUCAAAGAUAUAUAUAGAUCUUUAUGCAUGCAUAGUUACAUUAAAUACAAAUGUUGUACAUAAAAUGGCCAAGUUAUAGAGUAAUAAUAUUGUUAUUCAUUAUAUUAAAAUA
Molecule: messenger RNA, 2998 nt
Organism: Xyrauchen texanus (razorback sucker)
Lineage: Eukaryota; Metazoa; Chordata; Actinopteri; Cypriniformes; Catostomidae
Gene: rnf144aa
Product: ring finger protein 144aa
Exons: 8
Coding region: 150-1031 (293 amino acids)
Biological process (GO): protein polyubiquitination; positive regulation of proteasomal ubiquitin-dependent protein catabolic process; ubiquitin-dependent protein catabolic process
Cellular component (GO): Golgi apparatus; cytoplasm; ubiquitin ligase complex
Molecular function (GO): zinc ion binding; ubiquitin protein ligase activity; ubiquitin conjugating enzyme binding
Source: RefSeq, a predicted model, not a curated record